CUGUCAUGCAAAUGUUUUCGAAACUGAAUAAUUUACUUUGUAAAUUAUACGUGGACGUACAUCGAUUUCGGAAAUUCUUUGCUAUGUGAACGAAGCAUUAAAUUCUGAUGAAAAAGGGUUUUCUUUGGUAGAAGUUCCAGCAAUGAAAUCGUUUGUAUUUUUAUAUUUUUUUGUGGCUCUAUCACCAAUUGUCACUUGUCAAAAUUCACAUCGUUCUUUUGGUCGUUGUCCUAAAUUCACGAUAAAGAAGUCUACUAUUAUAAAAUCGAGCCAAUCUUUACACAAUGGCGCUGUUCUAUUGGGUAGAAAAGUGACGCAUUCGUCCGCUGGUUGUCACAAAGAAUGUUGCAAAAACACCGACUGCAAUUUAGUCAUGUUGAAAUAUGAAUUACAAAAUAAAAUUGUGAAAAUUACCUGUUUCUUGUUCGAUUGCAAGACACCUUCUGUUUGUAGUUUCUACCAACAUUCCACCUAUCACAAUUAUGUUGCGUUAGAUUACGGCGAAAGAAAAUCCUCUUUUAAAGCACAUGAUUACCAUCCAAGAAAUAAAGGUAUGACUGUGGCUACAACAAUACACUCUCAAAGUGUCACUGCUAGAAAUUCUUCUGUUGUUGAACAUACUUGGGCUGAAAGAACGUUCACUGAAACACCAACAUACAAAAAGCCGACCGAUAAAGAUAUCAGCUAUGACAUUCCUAUGAAAAAGCAAACUAGACAAAAAUUUGGAUUUGAUAAACAAAGCUUAAAUGAGAGAUCAACGACCCAUAGUUCAUUUGAUUCUGGUACAACAAAUGACAACAAGAACAAUGAGGAAAGUUAUGAGAGACCUUCAGAUGAAGAUAGUUCCGUGCGCGAACAAACAACUGAAACAAAGGAAGAAGAAAUGGAUGAAGAAGAGGAAUUUCCUCGACGCGUAUUUGUGGAUAACAAUCCCGAUUUUCCUGAAAAACCUGCAAGUCACAUGUCAGAUAUGAAGAAAAGUCAUGACAUCGAAGGUGUGAAAACAACUGGGUCCAUCCACACACAAACCACUGCUGCUGAUUUGAACAAUCAAGAACACACGAAUGAGAAGACUGAAAAAUGGACUUUUACCUCCACUGAAUCUGAUAAUAGACCAACUACUCAAGCUUAUGUUUCUACAAAACCUCAAGUCAAUCAGUUUGUUGUUCGAAAGUUUAUCAGUGUUCAAGACAACAAAGCUGUAAUUCCUUUAGCAGUUGGACUAGUUUUGGCUUUACUUCUGCUCAUGGGUGUAAUAUUUCGCCUGAAAGCAUCUAAAAGACGACGAACAAAAGCAUUUCUUACUGAUGAUGCAGAUUAUUUAAUAAAUGGAAUGUACCUAUAAACCAAAAAUGGUCAUUACAAGUUGCAACUUUGAAGUUUUGGCAGGAACUGAACUGCAUCAACUGUGAAUUUUACUUGCAGACACUAUGUGUUACAUCUUACAUCUUUUCAUAUGUUUUUGAUAAAAGUAAUGUAUAAUAUGCAUAAAAUAAUUGUAACUUACAUUGAACAGCUUGUGUUAGGAUAAAAAGAAAUUAUCUAUUUGAUGUUAAAUCAUGUAGUUUAUACAUAAUUCAAAAAUUACAUAUCAUUAAAAGGAUAAAUGACAGUGA
Xenia sp. Carnegie-2017 is the source of this 1616-nucleotide messenger RNA. RefSeq lists its product as uncharacterized. The record is from RefSeq and is a predicted model, not a curated record. The transcript is spliced from 4 exons. The coding region runs from base 143 to 1345 and encodes 400 amino acids. Lineage: Eukaryota; Metazoa; Cnidaria; Anthozoa; Malacalcyonacea; Xeniidae.